Molecule: messenger RNA, 911 nt
Organism: Chiloscyllium plagiosum (whitespotted bambooshark)
Lineage: Eukaryota; Metazoa; Chordata; Chondrichthyes; Orectolobiformes; Hemiscylliidae
Source: RefSeq, a predicted model, not a curated record
CGAACUUGGUGGCAAUCUUAAUCCUUUGCCGGGGACGAUGCGGUCUGUCCCGGUGCAUCUCACUCUACCUGGUGGCGAUAGCAGUGACUGAUUUCCUUGUCAUUGCCAAUGGAUGCAUCCUCAAUCGGAUUGGCCGAAUCUACUUUCGUAAUAGUGUCCUGUCCACUACUCAAGGAUGCAAACUCACGACUAUGCUGAUCUUUGCUAAUCGGGAUUGUUCGGUCUGGCUGACAGUGGCCUUCACCUUUGACCGUUUUGUGGCCAUCUGCUUAAGGAGCCUGAAGACCAGAUAUUGUACCGAGAAAUCUGCAUUGCUGGUCAUAGGAAUGGUCUGUUCCUUGAGUUUCGCAAAAAAUGCUCCUUUCUACAUCAUCCUUAAGCCCUUGUACUUUGUGGAUGGGGUGCCCUGGUUCUGCAUUAUCAAGUCCUUCUAUUACACAGUGUCCGCUUGGCAGGCCUUCGAUUCGCUGGAUCACAUAUUAACUCCUUUUCUCCCCUUCCUCCUCAUUCUGCUACUCAAUACCUUGACAGUGCGAAUUAUCUUAGUUGCUAGCAGAGCCCGCAGAAGACUCCGGAGUUCAGAGAAUCAUGGAGACCCAGAGAUGGCGAACCGCAGGAGAUCCAUUGUUCUGCUGUUCACCAUCUCAGUCAGCUUCCUCCUCCUAUGGGUCAAUUAUGUCAUACAGUUUCUCUACGUGCGAAUUACUGGUAUGGGUUACUUUAACAGCCUGGACUUCAAUGAUCCACAAUACAUCCUUCAAGAGACGAACAAUAUGCUCCAAAUAAUCAGUUCCUGUAACAAUGUUUUCAUCUAUGUGGUGACCCAGAACAAAUUCAGAGAGGAGUUGAAGCAGGUCCUAAUUUAUCCCUUUGCCAUUUUAAUUGCUGUUUUAAACAGGAAACCGCUGUAA